Molecule: messenger RNA, 1318 nt
Organism: Eriocheir sinensis (Chinese mitten crab)
Lineage: Eukaryota; Metazoa; Arthropoda; Malacostraca; Decapoda; Varunidae
Exons: 2
Coding region: 223-1056 (277 amino acids)
Source: RefSeq, a predicted model, not a curated record
AUAUAUUUUAGACCAUUACUUUUACAAUUACAUAUUAUUUUCCUGCAUCAACCACUAUUAGGCUACUACUACUACUACCACAAUAAUAUCUCUACCUCUACUUCUUUUGCCCUUCAGAGGUACUGCUGCCGCGACGAGGAGUACGACGACGAGUGGACGGAGGAGUUCGACGACGAGUGGACGGAGGAGUUCGACGACGAGGCGGGGCAGUGCCGGAGCCGAAUGCCACAACCCCGGGGCCAGGAGACUUCCCUCAGGGCCCCGUGUCUUCGCUGGACGCAUAACGUCUGCUACCCGAGCCUCAUCAAGGGAGCCUUUGACCACUACGUCAUCCCUGCUGGCUCCUCCUGCUACCCUACUACGCCUGCUGCUACUACUUCACCGACCCCUGAAGACUCGACCCAUGUCCCUGCUGCCCUUGAGUCCCCCGGUGCCUCGUCUGCGCCUCCCCCGUACUCCUUUUGCUGUAAGGUUCAUUCCCCGAGCCUUCCCCUACAUCCCAUAUCACCCUCAUCACCAGCACAGCCUUCCCCCAGCAUCCACCCUUUGUCAUCCGUCCAAUCUUCCACCAGCAUCCCUCUACACCCAAUAUCACCCAAUCAACCUUCCCCCAGCAUUCCCCUACACUCCAUAUCGCCCUCCCAGCCUUCCCCCAGCAUCUCUCUCCACCCCGCGUCUCCAGCCCAGACCCCAACACAUCCCCGUACCCCAUAUUCACCCUCGCGCACUUCUCCCAACGGUACCAUGACACCCCAGCGGUCCUACGGGUUGCUUCGCAGGCCCCCCUCCCCCAGCCAGGCCUCCCCCGUGCUGGAGAGGUUGCGGCAGGGGCUGGACACUGUGGACAGGACAUGUAUUCCCGUAGAUGAGGAUCCGAGGAGCCCACCGAUGUCGUGUGUUGGCUGCAAGGAGGGACUGAAGCGGCUGCAGAGUUUGGUGGAUGAAAUGGAGGGAUGCGGUGGGCUGCCCGUGAGUCCCAGGGAGACGCUGGUGCCUAUACUGGAAGAGGAGGCGGAGGCGGCGGCGGAGGCAGCGACGGAGGGGAAGGCGAGGUGAGGCGAGGCGGGCUAACUGGCUGGUUGAUGCUCCGUUGACCUGCCAUCAUCGAACGUUUCGGACUCUUAAGACUUGUCGGUUUGCUGUCGUAUAUAAUGUGUGGCAGCUCGUGUUUGUAUCACCAUCAGUAUUGUAUUGGUAUUUUUUUGUUACUGAAUUGUGAUCAUCGUAAAUUAUGUGUGUAUAGUUAAGGAAGAAAUAAAGAAUAACAGAAAACACCAACGUUCUUUUCUUUAUGUCACAUGUUCGUGUUUCCUUGCAU